Molecule: messenger RNA, 1287 nt
Organism: Cotesia congregata
Lineage: Eukaryota; Metazoa; Arthropoda; Insecta; Hymenoptera; Braconidae
Source: the annotation of a GenBank genome assembly
AUGUUUAUAAGAAAGCUUGUCGCACAACUUUUACUCUCUUACAGAUUUAUCGGCGUUUGGACUUACGAAAAAUCUUCCCCAGUGUAUUUACACUUGUUUAAUUCAUCGAUAAGGAUAUUCAGUGCGUCAAUCGUGACAAUAUAUUUUGGCACAAUACUUGCGGAUUUGAUUGUUAAUUACAAAAAUUUGAAUGUUUUAUCCGACGAUGGAUGUUUUCUGUGUGGCGUAUACGUCAUAUUAUUCAAAGCUUUCAAGUACCAUCGAUUUCAGAAUAAAAUAAACAGACUUUAUGACGAAAUUCAUGAACCGAUCGAUCUGUUUCGGCAUUCUUACCCGGGAGUAUUGAUAACAAUAAAAAAAGCAAUGCUUCUGGAGAACCUCGACUUCUACAUGUUUUCCUCAUUCGCCAUGACCCUCGGACUGUCAACAACAUUUUUUGUGCCUCGUAAAAAAGGGGAAUUGCCAGUUCGCGCAUUGUUUCCGUUCGACACAAAAACGUCACCAAUGCACGAAGUUGCCUUUUUUAUUCAAAUAUAUUCGAUAGCCUUCGCACUGACAAACGUCGUCACGCUUGAAUUCAUAGGACUUGGGUUCAUUCGUUGGACUACGGUGCAACUAGUCAUCCUUACUUGGAACUACAAAAAUUGCCGAACUGACGUCUGGAAACGCGAUACCUUCGAUCCUCUGCCGGACACGAUCAAAAUGAUCAACAAUUUCGGGAUCACCAAAUUGAAUGACCAGCCUGUAAUAAGAAAAUUUGUACCGCUUGACACAAAUGCGGAUGGUUCACAGGAUUGCUACUUGUGGCGGUUUCAAAUUUGCAUAAAACAUCAUCAGAAGCUCACGUGGAUUGUCAAAGAAUUGAACAGCGUGUUUAGUUCAAGCAUGAUGACGCAACUUGCAACCAGUGCGACUAUGAUUUGCUUGGCUGGUUUUCAGGCAGUGUUGGGCUCGAAUGAUAAAUCAAGUUUUAUGAAAUUCACCGUAUACCUGGGGGCUACAUUCACCCAAUUAUUGUACUGGUGUUGGUUUAGUAAUCAACUUCUUUCUCAAGCGAUUUCACUGACGACCGGCAUAUGGAUGUCGGGUUGGGAGCACCAAUUUCCAUUGAAUGUCAGAAAUUUACUCACCAUUUCCAUGCUAAGAACAUUGAAGCCACUGCAGAUGAAAGCUGGUAACUUCUUUACUCUGUCGUUAGAGACGUUUGUAUCGAUUUUGAAGAGCUCAUACUCUUUUUUUGCACUAUUAUCAUCGACAACUCAGCAAAAUUUACCGCAGAUUGAAUAG